AUGUCAGCGGCGUCAAAGAAAAAGUAUUUUGAAGAUAUUGCGGGGGGUUCCACGAAACCGACGGACGUGCUCGAAAGUGGUCCGACGGCGCCGAGUGCCGGCAGCGAUCGGAAGCUGGCAACUGUCGCUGCAAAGGAGACUGAUCGUCAGUUUUCCGCUGCAAGCAGUCCGAUGGAGACUACAAAACCAGCGCAGCCAGCGGCAUCGGCAGUGAGCGCACGUGAAGCCACGACGAACGGCCUGUCGAACGCGAAGACGGUUGGCGCGGCUGCGGACACGGAUCGCCCAACGCAGACGGCAGCGGCAGCAGCACCGACUACAACCGCCAAGCAGGCUGCCCAGCCUACGAGGCCGUCGGCUCCGACUGCUGUCGAGAACGCCGCCGCGCAAACGAAACCGGAGAAAGAGGCCAAGCCCGCUGCUGCGUCGACCAAGCCCGAGUCGUCGUCGUCGUCGUCGAAGCGGCUCCUUACCAUUGGAGAGAAAGCCUACGAGUUGUGGCAGAGUGGAAACAGCCAGGACUCGGAAAAGAACUGGAACGACGCGAUCUAUCAGCUAGCAUGCCAGCGGGCGCACGAGAUCUGGUUGGAAACGGGAUGUGAGGACUCGGAAGCCAACUUCCACAAGGCACGCGAGGAAGUGAUCGCCAACGGCGGUUUGUACGUCUAG
Messenger RNA from Cyanidioschyzon merolae strain 10D, 669 nucleotides. RefSeq lists its product as hypothetical. Lineage: Eukaryota; Rhodophyta; Bangiophyceae; Cyanidiales; Cyanidiaceae. The record is from RefSeq and is a predicted model, not a curated record. The coding region runs from base 1 to 669 and encodes 222 amino acids. The transcript has a single exon.